CAAAAACGAAAAACAUUCCACCCAAUACUGAUACAUUUCAAGAUCAAAAGAGCCACUCGCUCCUGAAGAAAUUGAUACACCACCAUGCGCAUGCCCGUCCCCUCUUACAGUACUUCGCCGCACCAUUCUUACAAUGCUCCACAACGAAAGCUGAACAGGUCUACCUUCUGCAAAGACAUAAAUCAGAGCAUUUGCAACAUUGAUCGCACUGCCAGUGAGAACAGCAUCAAUCCUCGCUUGCAAUUCGGUCCGCGAGUAACCUACAAUCCAAGCAAGUCUUCCACCAUCGAUCGCAGUGUCAGUGAGAACAAUAUCAGUCCUCGCGGACGUUUUGGUCCGCGAGUGACAUACAAGCCACGGAAGCCGGUUGAAGAAACAAGACCAGAAUGCUUACGAAUGUUUCAUGAAACCAUGCCGGAAACCAAAUACCUAGAUUCCGAAGAAGAAUGCAGGUUGGCUGCCUCCGUAUAUGGAUUCGGCGAAGCACUAGAAUCCGAGGAGUCGUCACCUGAGGAUGAAAAAAAAGAAAAGAAGAAGUCAUCAUCCAAGAAAUCAAAAAAGAAUGAUCGUGGGAACAAAGAAGGUAUCAAAAAAGAGAAAUCUGAUAAAUCGAAAAAGAAGUCAUCAUCCAAGAACAGCAAAAAGAAGGACGAUAGGAAAAGCAAAAGUGCCAAAAAGUCCUCUAGCAAGAAAUCGAAGAAGAAGGAUCGCAAGGACAGCGAAAAGCAAUAGAUGCUUAAUUUUUUUCUGACUCAUUGAUUAAGUGCGAGGACCACAUCCUCUUCCUCUGACAUACUGAAUUUUGCCAAUCCAUUCCACAGCAGUUCCUUGACCUAACUAGUAGACAAGCAUACUAAACACAAUGUUUGCACUACUAGUAUCUAUAUAAUCAAAAGGACGUUGUUGAUACCAAACCACAUCAAAGUACCACACAUAGCUCCCCAAUAUUUAAAUUUGAGUAGAAACAGAUCAGAAUAAUACUAUGUACAAAUG
This is a messenger RNA of Pseudo-nitzschia multistriata, 993 nucleotides long. Lineage: Eukaryota; Bacillariophyta; Bacillariophyceae; Bacillariales; Bacillariaceae. The record is from the annotation of a GenBank genome assembly.